Molecule: messenger RNA, 1500 nt
Organism: Lindgomyces ingoldianus
Lineage: Eukaryota; Fungi; Ascomycota; Dothideomycetes; Pleosporales; Lindgomycetaceae
Product: WD40 repeat-like protein
Exons: 1
Coding region: 20-1381 (453 amino acids)
Biological process (GO): protein polyubiquitination; transcription-coupled nucleotide-excision repair; proteasome-mediated ubiquitin-dependent protein catabolic process
Cellular component (GO): Cul4A-RING E3 ubiquitin ligase complex; nucleotide-excision repair complex
Molecular function (GO): protein binding
Source: RefSeq, a predicted model, not a curated record
CUAAGACAUGUAGUCUCAUAUGAACACCCAACAACUCCUCAGCCGCUCCUUCGGCUUCACCGACCACAAUGUCCUCCGACGCCAUGCCGCGUCACGCCUCAUCUACGCGCUUCAACCCACCACCACAACCUUUAGUCAGCGUCCGCCAUCCAAAGACAACCCCGCCGAUCACUCCGUCGCCCAUCCAUCGGGUGUCAAUACCCUGGCAAUCGACAAAUUUGAGGGCCGAUAUCUCUUGUCCGGCGGCGCAGACUCCUCGAUCGGACUCUGGGAUCUCGAGGAACCCUCCUCCAUCUCCCACCACGGCAGCCCCGUAUACCUCCCACUAUCUUCCACGACCAAGACAUCCGAAGAACAUAAGCUCGGAAUAACACAACUAUGCUUCUACCCCUUCGACUCUCUAGCUUUCCUCUCUUCAUCUUACGACCACACCGUCAAGAUCUACUCCUCGGAAACCCUGCAAGACUCCGCAUCCUUCGAUCUCGACUCGGUAGUCUACAACAUCGCGCUUUCCCCCAUCGCAGACCACCUACUCGUCGCAUGCGCGACCCAGCACCCAGCCGUCCGGCUCAUAGAUCUACGGUCAGGAGCCAGCACGCACUCCCUCGCCGGGCACUCCGGCGCGAUUCUCAGCUGCGCAUGGAGUCCCGUUCGUGACCACAUUCUCGCAAGCGGGGCGACAGACGGCAGCGUCCGGUUCUGGGACAUCCGGCGCAGCGUCGGGGAACUCGGGACUCUAGACCUCGAAGACUCGGUCGGGGUAAUGGGGCGACCGUCCUCAACGCGCGGCUCCGUUCAAAAUAAAGCGCACCGCGGUCCUGUGAACGGGAUGCUGUGGACUGAGGAUGGAAAGCACAUCAUAACAUGUGGCCACGAUCAGAGAAUUCGCGUCUGGGACACCGACACGGGCGCAAACACUCUCGCGAAUUUCGGCCCGAUGGUCAGGAACUCUCAUCUCGCGCCGCUGAUCCCGGUUCUAGCACCCGUAUGUGAUCUGCCGGUCGAGAAAGAUGUCGUGUUUUACCCCAACGAGCACGAAAUCCUCGUCUACGAGCUCUUCGAAGGAAACCUUCUCCGCCGACUAAAGCGUCUAGAGCAAGCAAGGAAACUGAAUGAAGGCUCGUCUGGUAAAGGACGGAGAAAUGUCAAGGAUCGCAUCACAGCCCUGGCAUGGCGCGCUCAUGACAUCGAGCUCUAUUCUGCACACGCAGACGGGAGUAUAGCAGCGUGGAAACCGCGACCGACUGAAGAUGCGCUCUUAGAUGAAGAAGAAGAGCAGGAGAGGGACGAAGCCGAGAGCAGCAAGAAGAGGAAAAGAGACGUCCUGGAGGAUAUCUAUCAUGAUCUGAUGGGGAGGAAGAUCACGUUUGGAGGUUCUUGAAAUAGACUACAUGGACUGGAUUGGAUUUGAUGCGAUAAUAAUAUUGACGAUGCAGCAUCUGUCUAUCCCACUCGUAGUCUAUGUAGAUUCUGAGCAUAUGCGAAGAUGCGGUCAAACCA